UUUCUUCCCAGCUGGAUGCCUUGCAUAACCACAAAACUAGCACAGGAUGUAAAGAGGGCUGUCGGCCUCCCAGCCUUCACUCCCACAGUCUCCACAAUAAGCAAUUGCUAAUCUGACUUGGCUUCACGGUGCCCCGAAGGUGGAGUUGAAUGCGCCAAGGCCAGCCCCCUAGUUGCCCCGGAGCGCUCUGAGCGCGUCACAGAUCCUUCGCAAAUCUGAUCCUUUUAAAACCUCGUCAGUUUCAUCCAAGACGCAUAUUCGAUUCAGCUUCAGUUCUCCCCAGAGUGUCUCAGGUGCGCAAGGUCUCCGCGCCUCCAUCCAAGGCUUUGUAGUGCCGCCGCACAUUGUGCUGCAGCCCCCACCAAGAACAAAGCCUCGAUCCGCCCCCGAUCGGCUGAGAUAUUGCGGCGCCGUACAUUGUUGUGCGCGGAGCUCGUUGUCGCUGCAGCAGUGGCUACCUGGGGAACGCAAUCCCUGGUCAUCAUCCAAUCGGCGCUCCGCUACUAGGGUUUUACGUGCAGUAGCGUCCUGUCCUGUGCUGCAGCCUGCACUUUGGUGCGCCUCUCUUGCUGGUGGUACAAACUGGGGAAGGGGUCCCACCACUGGGCGGAGUCUUUUGUCUCGCUUUCAAAGGACCAAGCUACAAGCGCGCCUGAAUUUAUCUGCGGCCAACGUGCACCUGCCUCGCCUGCGCUUGCGGGAUCUCAUUUUUGCCCGACACUUGAAUGACUCGUGGUUCCCGUUCCUUGUCACUAAUCGCACUUUCUUCGCGUUUCUGCCCGCAUAGUGGCACUAACAGUCGAGCUCGGCGGCUGCAUCUCCGUUGUUUUGCGAAAGACUGUCUUAAAUAGUUACCACUUUGCGGCUCAGGCAGUAUCUAGAAUCUCGGCCCAACACUCUGACCUAGCCCUACGAGUGGUAUAGAUUGGUCGUUAUCAGGGGUUACCGACGUGGUUCCUCACUCAUCUAGACGGCCAAGACUUAUUGAUCCGUGUCUCACACACUGGACAACGCGGCGACGUGCGUGAGCAGAGAAUGGCAGAAAGUGAAAAACCCGCGUUCCAAGUCAUUGUCUUGGGCCCCAAUGGCGGUCCCCGAGAAGACAGCGUCACAGGUCUUCUUGUGCGAUCAACAUCCAUGAAUUGGUCUCCCGGCUCGGUCGUUGCCGUAGAUGCGGGAACUCUGCUUGCGGGGAUCAUUCGCGUACUGAAGAACUUCCUACCGAAUUCCAAGAAUGAAGAGGGAAUCAUGACGGCCGGGCCUUUCAAGGGUCUUCCGCUGCCCGCCCAAAGUGCUGAAGCCAAUGCUGCACAUAUCUUCCGCGAGAUCAUCGGCGCCGUCUUGAUCACACACCCUCAUCUGGAUCAUAUCUCGGGCUUGGCGAUCAACACACCGAUCUUAGAGGCGGGAAACGGACCUAAACCUGUCGCGGCUCUUCCGUCAGUACUAUCUGCAAUCAAAAACCACAUGUUUAACGACAUUAUCUGGCCGAACUUGUCAGAUGAGGAUGGUGGUGCCGGUUUGCUCACGUACCAACGCUUGGUUGAAGGCGGAAACACGAGAUUCGGUAGCGGAGAGAGCAGGGGUUACGUUCGCGCCUGUAAUGGCCUUUUGGCCAAGUGUCUCGCCGUCAGUCACGGUAGUUGCAAGCAGCGAUACCAUCCCGAGUCCGCCGCGCAUCACAGAAUCGGAAGUGCCGUGUUUCCUUCAGAGCAAUUGAUGCUACCAUCCAGGGCGGUUUCCAUGGAUCAUACCGAAGGAAGUUUUUACUCACCGGCUCGCUCACCACGUCUCCUCCCAGCCAAUGCCAAAGAACCUAUGCUGGCUACCGUCGAAAGCUCCGCAUUCUUCCUUCGUGACCACCGCACUGCUAAAGAAAUUAUCAUAUUCGGAGAUCUCGAGCCAGACACGAUUUCUCUCGAACCACGCAACAAACGCGUCUGGGAGGCGGCGGCCCCUAAAGUCCAUGCAGGUACACUGCGGGCUAUUUUUAUUGAAUGCUCCUUCAGUGAUAGCAUCGAUGAUGCCUAUCUCUACGGUCACCUAUGCCCCCGACACAUGAUAGCCGAGCUGAGUGUACUUGCCACAAAGGUCAUGGCCUUUCGUGAUCCUGCAUCCUUGCCCGAUAGGAAGCGCAAACGGCCCAAUACCAGCUUUGGCGACGGUACGGGCAGUCCAGUCAGCCCACGAACGAAACGUGGCUCCAACCCCUCGAUCGAGAAGGAGCAGAAAGUGGAACCUCGCUCGGGUGAUUCGUACGGUGUAGACCUGUCCGAAAACUUUGGCGAUGGCACCGACAGUAGGGAUGUCGAAGUGCCUAAUAUUGCAAGCUGGGCAGAUGCUGAUCCUCUGCCACUGACCGGGCUGUCUGUUUACAUUAUUCAUAUCAAGGAGAAUUUGACCGAUGGUCCAGCCCCUCAAGAUCAAAUCCUUCGGGAGCUUCGGGACCAUGCCAAGGAGGCGCAUUUGGGGUGUGAAUUCUUCCUUCCGGAUCCGAUGGAGGCUAUUUGGGUUUGAGUGGGAUGGGUGCUUGGACGGGGUAAUUUUUUUUUCCUGUUUUUUGUCGGUUUCAGCGCGGCGGUGUUCUAUCUCUGUUCUGGGAGGAUAAAUGGUUUUUUUUUUCCAUGGAUGUUUGCAUUUACUUCUCAGCAUAUCAAUUAAACAGCAUGCCGCUCAGAGGGUGGUUGAUUCGAAACAGUCCCUGUCUAAGAUCAAGAAAGGCAGUCGUUGAUCAUCGUGAUGUGCGAGCCAUUAAACCUCGAGAGAAUUCUUG
Penicillium brasilianum is the source of this 2773-nucleotide messenger RNA. NCBI's taxonomy places the organism in Eukaryota, Fungi, Ascomycota, Eurotiomycetes, Eurotiales, Aspergillaceae. The record is from the annotation of a GenBank genome assembly.